This is a messenger RNA of Oppiella nova, 375 nucleotides long. Lineage: Eukaryota; Metazoa; Arthropoda; Arachnida; Sarcoptiformes; Oppiidae. The record is from the annotation of a GenBank genome assembly.
AUGCCUCCGCAACCGAGUGGUAAAGCCGUGAAGAAGGCGGGAAAGGCUCAGAAGGCCGUCCGCGCCGGCGAUAAGAAGAAGCACCGGAAGAAGAGGAAGGAGUCCUUCUCCAUCUAUAUCUACAAAGUGCUGAAACAGGUCCACCCGGACACCGGCAUCUCAUCCAAAGCGAUGUCAAUCAUGAACUCCUUCGUGAACGACAUCUUCGAGCGCAUCGCCGCCGAGGCCUCCCGUUUGGCGCACUAUAACAAGCGCUCGACUAUCACUUCCCGGGAGAUCCAGACCGCCGUCCGUCUCCUCCUUCCCGGAGAACUCGCCAAACAUGCCGUCUCUGAGGGCACCAAAGCUGUCACCAAAUAUACCUCAAGCAAGUAG